Morone saxatilis (striped sea-bass) is the source of this 2973-nucleotide messenger RNA. It is a transcript of the gene ppardb, whose product is annotated as peroxisome proliferator-activated receptor delta b. The record is from RefSeq and is a predicted model, not a curated record. The transcript has 8 exons. Lineage: Eukaryota; Metazoa; Chordata; Actinopteri; Moronidae. Gene Ontology annotation, biological process: hormone-mediated signaling pathway; positive regulation of transcription by RNA polymerase II; negative regulation of inflammatory response. Bases 304 to 1836 code for a protein of 510 amino acids. Gene Ontology annotation, molecular function: zinc ion binding; nuclear receptor activity; RNA polymerase II cis-regulatory region sequence-specific DNA binding. Gene Ontology annotation, cellular component: nucleus.
ACACCACACACACACACAGAGAGAGAAGAGAGAGAGAGAGAGAGGCCCUGAGCCAGUGUUAAGUUUAUGUUAGCAGUCUGACGUUAGCUCCCGCUGCUAACUCACUUCAGACAACUUGUCAGCAGCCGAUCGAUCCUGGACGGGACCUGAUUAUCGAUAAUAACUCGUUUGUUUCCAAUGACCGGCUGCCAAUUUAUCGUAGGGUAAAAAAGACCUCCUGAACCAGCAGCACUAUUGUGAAGAGUGGAGCUAUGAUGGCAACGUGACAGGAGGGGAGCCGCUGAGUCAGCUUCAACAGGAACCAUGGAAGGGUUUCAACAAACUGCUACAGAGCAGCACGACAGGGUGAAUGGCUACUGCGAGCCCAAAUCUCCCCAGGACGCGGCUGAUGUCAGGUGGACGCCGCCAGAGGGAGAGUCUGGAGGUUCAGACAGCUGUGGGGGCACGAGUGUGUCGGAGCUGACCGACCUGCAAGAGUUGAAGGCCAGGGAAAGCGAGGAUGAGGAGGACAAGGAGGACAAGGAGAGGGAGGUAGUUCCUGCUUCUAAAGGCCUGAAAGGGGACCAGAAGAAGAAAGAGAAGGAGAAUUUGGAUCAGGAGGAGAACAGCAAGCAAAACAGCAGUGCAGCAUCCAGCUACACAGACCUGUCACAUACCUCGUCGCCCUCGCUGUCAGAACAGCUGCGUCUAGGACGAGAAGACAGCACAGGGGCUGGGAUCAGCGUGGAGUGUAAGGUCUGUGGGGACAAGGCCUCUGGCUUCCACUACGGCGUGCACGCCUGUGAGGGUUGUAAGGGCUUUUUCCGGCGAACCGUGCGAAUGAAACUGGAAUAUGAUCGCUGUGAGCGUUCCUGCAAGAUUCAGAAGAAGAAUCGUAACAAGUGCCAAUAUUGUCGCUUCCAGAAGUGCCUGUCUUUGGGAAUGUCCCAUGAUGCGAUCCGAUAUGGACGUAUGCCUGAGGCGGAGAGGAAAAAGCUGGUGGCAGGUCUGCUUGCAGAGGAGCAAAACCACGGCAAACCAGGUGGCUCAGACCUGAAGACCUUGGCCAAACAAGUCAACACAGCCUACCUGAAGAACCUCAGUAUGACCAAGAAGAGGGCCCGCAGCAUCCUGAUGGGCAAAACCAGCAGCACCUCGCCUUUUGUGAUCUACGAUGUGGACACGCUGUGGAAGGCAGAAAGUGGUUUGGUAUGGAGCCAGUUAGUUCCAGGUGCGCCCCUGACCAAGGAGAUUGGGGUCCAUGUGUUCUACCGCUGCCAAUGCACUACGGUGGAGACUGUGCGAGAGCUCACCGAGUUUGCCAAGUGCAUUCCAGGGUUUGUGGACCUCUUCCUUAAUGACCAGGUGACUUUGCUGAAAUAUGGCGUGCACGAGGCUAUUUUUGCCAUGCUGCCCUCUCUCAUGAACAAAGAUGGGCUGCUGGUGGCCAAUGGUAAAGGCUUCGUGACCAGGGAGUUCCUGCGCAGCUUAAGAAAGCCCUUCAGUGAGAUCAUGGAGCCCAAGUUUGAGUUUGCUGUCAAGUUUAAUGCUCUGGAGCUGGAUGACAGCGACCUGGCCCUGUUUGUUGCUGCCAUUAUUCUCUGUGGAGAUCGCCCUGGGCUAAUGAACGUGAAGCAGGUGGAGCAGAGUCAGGACAGCAUCCUCCAGGCCCUGGACCUCCAUCUACAAGCAAACCACUCUGACUCAGUCUACCUCUUCCCCAAGCUGCUGCAGAAGAUGGCCGACCUCCGUCAGCUGGUUACAGAGAACGUUCACCUUGUCCAAAAGAUCAAAAAGACUGAGUCGGAGACCUCGCUCCACCCUCUACUACAGGAGAUCUACAAAGACAUGUAUUAGUAUUCUCCAGCACAGACUGCUUUUAGCAAUACUGUUACAGACUGAAUUCAUAUUUAUAAUAAUACACUGCAUUCAGUACAAGCACUGUUCCACGUACGGGCAUGGAUUUUAACGUGCAGAUGAGGCAAAGUCACGUGGUAGGGCUAACACAAUCAGCAAAGUCUUCUCAGUGUCAGCAUUACCCUCAGCACAGUAAUGUAUGUGUGCGUGGUGUGUGUGUGUGUGUGUGGGCGCGCGAGUGAGUUGAGUGUGAGAUGAGCAUCUGGAAUCAUUUGCUGCAAGUCCUAGUUUCCCACAACGGUUACUUAACAGAGAGAAUGAUAUGUUUUUCUCACCGAGGCUGCUCCUAUUACAUUCUAAUAGCAAAACUGACCCCAGAGCAGCGUCCAGAGAGAGCUUCUCCUCACGUGUGAAGGGAAAGCGUUUCAUGUUCUUACACCAAUGGCAUAGUUGGAAUAGAAAGGAGCUGUCAGUUUGUACUGUGCAGGAAUUUCUUAUGAUGCCAAUGUCUUUUUGGUAGUGAUUGUUCUCAGACUUUUGGUAAAGCUGAACAUGCAAACGUUGUUUUUUUGUUUACAUCAUCAUCAUCAUCAUCAUCAUCAUCAUCAUCAUCAUCAUCAUCAUUAUCAGUGACUGCUACUUUGCCAUUUGGUUUAUAGAACACAAACUGGGCUGGCUCCAGCAGUGUAGAGCUCUCUCUCUCGAAGCAGCUGUCUGUGCAAUACCGUUUCCAUUUGUCAAUAAAUGUGGAGAUCCAAGUUAUAUAGGUUUUGUCUUAAAGCCAUCUACCUAAGUGGUAACUAAUGGACUAUGCUGCACAGAUUUUGUUUCUGAAGCUGACACUAUAAACACAUGACCCAUUGAAGUACAAGGGACCGCAUGUUUGUUUGUUUUUUGUUUUUCUUUAUUCUGACAUGCAAAUUAUCAUUGACUUGCCAUUUUAAGGUUUUUCUUAGUUUAUUCUUUGUAAUUAUGUUACUAAUUAUUUGUAAUUGUUGAUCAUAUUUGUAAGGGCAAAACAUGAAUUAUCAUCUUGUUUUAUGUAUUGAGUAUAUCUGUUUUGUUUUUGUUUUUGUAUGACAUGUCUGCCUAUUUAGUUUAGGUUGUACCAAAUAUAUCGUCAAGCAUACCAACAAA